AGAUGCUCGUGUUUCUGAAACGAUCUCAAGCGAAAAAACAGCCUGCAGUCUCACUCUCUGGAGCGCGCGAGCCAUGCAGCCCAUCCUCCCUCCACUUCCCAUCAUAUGCGUCCAGACCGUGUUGCUGCUGUGUAGCCUCCUGCAGGUUCAAGCAGUGGAGAAUGUUGAUUUCGGCGAGCAUGUGGAGAACCAGACGGGCGUGAGGGAUAGUCUGAGCAGAAAGCAUCACAGGGUCUACCAGCUGUACAGCAGGACCAGCGGCAAACAUGUGCAGGUGCUCGGCAGGAAGAUCCUGGCCAAGGGAGAAGAUGGGGACAAAUUCGAGUUUAUGAGAAGGCAAAUCGAGCACGUCCUCGGCCCAUCUAUAUUCCUCUCUGUCUGUGUUGUCUCUUCACAAGCCCAGCUUGUUGUGGAGGCCGACACCUUUGGGAGUCAGGUGAGAAUUCGCGGCAAAGAGACCAACUUCUACCUGUGCAUGAACCGCAAGGGCAAGCUGGUGGGAAGGAAAGCCAGCAGUGGGAACGCUGAGUGCGUCUUCAUCGAGAUAAUGCUGGAGAACAACUACACUGCCUGGAUGUCGGCACGCUACGUGGGCUGGUACGUGGGCUUCACCAAAAGGGGCCGACCUCGGCGAGGGCCGCAGACUCUCCCCAACCAACAGGACGUCCACUUCAUGAAGAGAUUCCCUCCUGGAGAGCAGCCCAGCCUGCAGCACAGCAGCUUCACCACCGUGAGCAAGAGGGGCAGGAGGACGCAGGAGAGCCAUGCUCCUCCCGACCUCCACUCGUAACGCAUGGUGGAGGUUAACAUGCAGAUAUGAAGACUUCAGGCCACUCGGACACUCCAAGAUGACAAGUGGCAACGAAAGCUUUUGCUGCUUGACAUCUUUCGUGAAAAGAAGCUGACAUGCCUGCGUGAAAAGACUCCCCAUACCAGUAGUUUGCAUUCAUAAUCAAAAACAGAAAAUCCAGAAGACCCAGUAUCUUGAAAGACAAACAAACUAACCUAGCUAGUUGCUUCCGGAUCUGCACUGAUUUGCUAGGCUGAAAAGCUAAUUUAGGUACUCACGGUUUACUCAAGCAGACGACUGGGUGGUGAAAAGGACAGGCUAGGGCCUGCGAGACAAACCGCGAAAGGGAACAGUCAGACACAGGUACUCAAUGAUGGCCCAGCAGUGGCCGACAGUUGGCUUAGUGUGUCUGAGCCGUUCAUGCUUUUCUUCAACGGAUACUGAUGUUUUGGGGAGUCAUACAAACAGGAACCCACCUCCAGGUAGAGGUCAAAUCAAGGGUGGAGGCUUGUAGUCAAUCUAA
This is a messenger RNA of Colossoma macropomum (tambaqui), 1313 nucleotides long. It is a transcript of the gene fgf18b, whose product is annotated as fibroblast growth factor 18b. Gene Ontology annotation, biological process: animal organ morphogenesis; fibroblast growth factor receptor signaling pathway; positive regulation of cell population proliferation. Gene Ontology annotation, cellular component: cytoplasm. Lineage: Eukaryota; Metazoa; Chordata; Actinopteri; Characiformes; Serrasalmidae. Bases 74 to 790 code for a protein of 238 amino acids. The record is from RefSeq and is a predicted model, not a curated record. Gene Ontology annotation, molecular function: type 2 fibroblast growth factor receptor binding; type 1 fibroblast growth factor receptor binding; growth factor activity. The transcript is spliced from 5 exons.